Molecule: messenger RNA, 3006 nt
Organism: Acanthosepion pharaonis
Lineage: Eukaryota; Metazoa; Mollusca; Cephalopoda; Sepiida; Sepiidae
Source: the annotation of a GenBank genome assembly
AUGUGCAGUCUGCAACAAGCGGAGUAUGCGACUGAUGAUGAUGAUGAUGAUGAUGCACAUAUGAUAACACCCUCCCUACCUCUUGAUUUAACAGGGUUUUUUUUCUCUUCCUGCCCCACUGCUCAGUUAAUAUCUAUCUAUCUAUCUAUCUAUCUAUCUAUCUAUCUAUCUAUCUAUCUAUCUAGCUCACUCUAUUCACACUAUCUAUUUAUCAAAGCCAGUUUGUAUUUAUCAAUCUUUUUAUCUAUCAUCAGAGUCUCUUUUUAUCUAUCUAUCUAUCUAAGAAAUCUCUUCUUAUCUAUCUAUCUAUCUAUCUAUCUAUCUAAGAAAGUUUGUAUCUAUCAGUUUCUAUCUAUCUCUUUAUCUAUCAAUCUAAGAUUCUAUCUAUCUAAAUUUUUAUUUAUCUAUAUCAGUCUGUUCAUAUCUGUCUAUAUCAGUUACUAUGUCAGUCUGAUCAUAUCUAUAUAUCUAUCUCAAUUUCUGUUUAUCCAUCUAUCUAUUAAUCUGUCGAUCUAUCAAUCAGUUUAUUCACAUCUAUCUAUUUAUCUAUCUACCUAUAUAUCUAAGUCAGUUUUUAUUUAUCUCUCUUUCUUUUUAUCUAUCACAGUCUCUUCUUAUCUGUCUAUCUAUCCAUUUAAAUCAUUUUCUAUCUAUCAAUGUAAGAUCAUAUCUAUCUCAAUUUAUAUUUAUCUAUGUCAGUCUAUUCAUAUCUAUCUAUCUAUCUAUCUAUCUAUGUCAGUUUCUUUUGAUCUAUCUAUUUAUCUCUCUCUCUCUCUCUCUCUCUCUCUAUCUAUCUAUCUAUCUAUCUAUCUCAGUUUGUUCAUAUCUAUCUCGGUUUCUAUCUAUCUAUUGAUUUUUGUCCUUACUUCCUUGAAUAAUUUCUGUCUUUUACCAGUUUUUCCUUUCUUAGAUUUUCACGUUCUCAAAUUUAUUCUUUUUUCCUUCUUUUGUCUUUUUUCUUAUCCCUGUUUUUUAUUCCUUUAUUUCCAUCUUUUCUUUCUUUUUCAUCUUUUCACUUAUCUUCUUUUUUCAUUCAUCUUCUUUCUUUCUUUCCUUCUUUCUUUCUUUCUUUCUUUCUUUCCAAAACUUACAUUUUGUGUUCUCUCUUUGCAUGUUUUUGACCCUCUUUUUUUUCUUUCUUUCUUCCUUGAAAACCUUAAUUUUUCUCCUUUUGUCUUUUCUUUAUACACAUUUGUCUCUCUUUACCACAAUUCUUGCAUUUCUUUCUUCCUCACAUUUUUUCUUUCUCAUUCCUCUUUCUUUCAUUAUUGCAUUCCUUUCACCUCUUUUUUCUUUCUUUUUUUCUUUCUUUUUUCUUUCUUUUUUAUUCAUCCCAUUUCUUUCUAUCCUUCUUUCUUUCAUUAUUUCUUUCAUUCAUUCAUUCAUUCUUUCUUUCACUCUUUUGUUUUCUUUCUUUCAUUAUUUCUUUCAUUCUUUCUUUUGUUCUUUCUUCCUUCCUUCCUUUCUUUUGUUAUUUCUUUCCUUCUUUCUUUCUUUGUUUUUCUUUCCUUCUUUCUUUCUUUGUUUUUCUUUCUUUCAUUCUUUCUUUCUUUUUCUUUCUUUCUUUCUUUCUUUCUUUCUUUCUUUCUACCCAUUUCAAUCAUUCUUGCCAUUUCUUUCUUUUUUAUUAUUCUUUUCAUUUUUACUUAUUAUUCUCCUUUUUCUUUAUUAUUUCUUUUUCCAUUUUUUAAAAUUUUUUAUUACCAUUAUCAUAAUUCUUCCAUUUCUUUCUUCCUCUUCAUUUUUAUUUCUUAUUCCUCUUCCUUUUGCUAUUACAUUCUUUUCACCUCUUCUUUCUUUCUUUCUUUCUUUCUCUCUUUCUUUCUUUCUUUCUUUCUUUCUUUCUUUCUUUCCUCCCUUCCUUCUUUCUUAACCGAUACACCAAGGCAUAAGGUAUUUAUUUUCAGUUCUUUUACUUCUUUUCAUUUUUGCCUUUCUAAUAUUUCUUUCCUUGUUUUUUCUUUUCUUACAUUCAUUCUAUCUCUCUUCCCAUUUCUUUCAUGCAGCUAUUUUCUUGAUAAUCUUUCUUUCUUUCAUUUUUCGCUUUUUCCCUUUCUAUCUUUCAUCCCAUUUCUUUUCUUUCUUUCUUUCUUUCUUUCUUUCUUUCUUUUCAUUGCCAUAAUUCUUCCAUUUCUUUCUUCCUCUCAUUCUUUCUUUUUCCUUUUUCUGUUGUUGUUUCAUUCUUACAACUCUUUUUCUUUCUUUCUUUCUUUCUUUAUUUCUUUCUUUCUUUUCUUUCUUUCUUUUCAUUGCCAUAAUUCUUCCAUUUCUUUCUUCCUCUCAUUCUUUCUUUUUCCUUUUUCUGUUGUUGUUUCAUUCUUACAACUCUUUUUCUUUCUUUCUUUCUUUCUUUUCUUUCUUUCUUUCUUUCUUUUCAUUGCUAUAAUUCUUCCAUUUCUUUCUUCCUCUCAUUUUUUCUUUUUUCUUUUUCUGUUUUUGUUUCAUUCUUACAACUCUUUUUCUUUCUUUCUUUCUUUCUUUCUUUCUUUCUUUCUUUCUUUCUUUCUUUCUUUCUUUUACUAUAAUUCUUCCAUUCUUUCUUUCUAUCUUCUCUCUCUUCAUGCUUUUUGUAUCUUUCUUUCUUAUGUCACCUCUUGCUUUUCCUUCUUUCUUUCUUUCUUUCUUUCUUUCUUUUGUUCCAUCUUAUUUUCUUUUUUUCAUUCUUUCUUUUCCUCUUUCUUUACUGUUUGCUUUAUCUUUCUUCUCUCAUUCUUGCUCUUUUCCAACCUUUCAUUCUUUCUUUCUUCUCUUUUUUCUUGUUUUUCCCUCUUUCUUUCUUGCUUUCUUUUACUUCUUUCUUUCUUGUCUUUUCUUCCUCUUGAUUUUUCUUUCUUUCUCCUUUUAUCUUUCUUUCUUUUUCUUUUUCCUCUUUUUCUUGCUUUCUUUUUCUUCUUUUUUUCUUGCUUUCAUUUUCCUUUUUCUUUCUUGGAUUUUUACCUUUCUUUCUUAUUUUUCCCUCUCUUGCUUCUUUCUUUCUUUCUUUCUUUCUUUCUUUCUUUCUUUUAA